GCGCGGGCUGCGGCAGCGGCAGUCGCGGUCGCAGCAGUCGGGGCUGCGGCAGGAGGCCGCUGCGGGGGCCCAGCAAUGAUGAACUCGCUGCUGUUCGGCGAGAUGGCUCGCGCCUUCACGGCGGGCGGCCCGCUGGGCCCGGGCGGCGCGGGGGGCCCGGGGCCGGGGCCGGGGCCGGGGCCGGGGCCGGGGUCUGCCGGGGCGCCGCCGCCGGUGACCACGGCGCUGCGCAACGACCUGGGCUCCAACAUCCACCUGCUGAAGGGGCUGAACGUGCGGUUCCGCUGCUUCCUAGCCAAGGUGCACGAGCUGGAGCGGCGCAACCGCCUGCUGGAGAAGCAGCUGGAGGCGCAGCAGAGCGAGCGCGACCGCCGCCUGCGCUACAAGACCUUCUCCCGCGACCAGGCCGUGCAGACCGACGGGGCCGGGGCCGGGGCCGCCGCCGCCGCCCCGCAGCCGCCGCCCGCCGCCCCGCCGCAGCCGCCUGCCUCCGCCGCCGCCCUGCAGCCGCCCUACAGCCGCCUGCCCGGCACCAUCUGGAGCUACACGCAGGUGCGGCGCACGGGCGGCGGCGGCCUGGAGACGCUGCAGGGGCCCGGCGUGUCCUGGGUGCACCCGGACGGCGUGGGGGUGCAGAUCGACACCAUCACGCCCGAGAUCCGCGCCCUCUACAACGUGCUGGCCAAAGUCAAGCGCGAGCGGGACGAGUACAAGAGGAGAUGGGAGGAGGAGCUGGCAAAACGAAUGAAUCUGGAGUCUAUGGUAGAAACCCUGCAAGAGGAGGCACAAGAAGCUGAAGCUAUCCAGGAAGAGCUGAAUGAAAAGAUUGAGAGGCUGAAAGCAGAGCUGGUUGUCUUUAAGGGUCUGAUGAGUGAUCCCAUGACAGACCUGGACACAAAGAUCCAAGAAAAGGCCAUGAAGGUGGACAUGGACAUCUGCCGGCGAAUCGAUAUCACAGCCAAGCUGUGCGAUGUAGCACAGCAGCGCAACUCUGAAGACGUUUCCAAGAUAUUCCAGGUGGCCUCCAAAAAGAAAGAACGCAAGCUCACGUCUGACGACGACCUCUCUGAACAGGAUGGAGACAACAGCAGAUUCUCAGAUGACGAAGUCAGCUGUUCUCUGAACAUCACAGAUGAAAUGAAGCGCAUGUUUAAUCAGCUGCGUGAGACAUUUGACUUCGAUGAUGACUGUGACAGUUUAACGUGGGAGGAGAAUGAGGAAACCCUGCUGCUUUGGGAAGACUUCACAAAUUGCAAUCCUUCAAUUGACCUCCAAGGAGAGGAGGAAAACCUGGGGAACUUGAUACAUGAAACAGAAUCUUUCUUCAAAACGAGAGACAAAGAAUAUCAGGAAACAAUCGGACAGAUUGAGCUGGAGCUAGCCACAGCCAAGAGUGACAUGAAUCGCCAUCUUCAUGAAUAUAUGGAAAUGUGCAGCAUGAAGAGGGGCCUGGACGUACAGAUGGAAACCUGCCGUAGGCUUAUCAAAGGCUCUGCCGACAGAAAUUCUCCUUCUCCCAGUUCUGUAGCCAGCAGCGACUCAGGAAACACAGAUGAAAUUCAGGAUGAGUUUGACAGAGAGGCGGACGUGGAGCCGAUGGUCAGCUGAUAAAUAAUCAGAGCAUUCCAGUGAAAGGGAUAGAUGCAGAAAAGAGUAAAAACAAUACUGACGGAAAAGACUUCCAAGCCCUCACGCAGGGCUCCUGAGGACUCGUUCCAAUACGCAUCCCCACCCCACCCAAGGAUUGGUGCUGUAAAUUUCUAUUGUUAUACAAAUGACAAAUGCAGACUUCUGUAAGGAAAAAAAAAAUGGUGUUUUAAUUGUGCCUUUGCCCCAAGCUGAGCCACUUUGAGCUCCAGUGGAAUAUUAAUAGCAGGUGUUUUUAUAAAAAAUAAUUAAAAAAAAAAAAUUCUGGCAGCAGCAGAGAAUGGUGCUGCAGAGGUUUUGGAUGUCUCGAUAGACUUACGUGUGAUUUAAGGAACUGCUGCAAUGAUUGGCAAAAGGAAUACUGGCAAACUGAGCAGUGAACGUGCUACAAUUCAGAUAUGAACACGGGGUGGGGGCUGGCAUAAAAAUGCAAACACCUCCAAAUUUAGUUGUUAACCCCAUUAAUAACAGCAUGGGGUUAGAAGCCAAUCAUACCAUUGUAAGGUAUCUAAAAGGGCAUCUUCAUUCCAUCUGUAUGGGUGAAGAGACCUUUGAAAUCUGCACAAGCUUUCUGCCAGAGUCCGAAAUCCCGAGAAGCCUUUCUCAGCUCGGCGGCAAAGCAAGUGGACAAGGUACAGCGGGGUGGGAAUAUCACUGUUAAACUACUAUGCAAAAAAAAAAAAAAAAAAAAAGAAAAAAAAAGCUAGCCUUAUUUAUAUGGAAUGUUAUGGUCCCUGCUGGGCUACAGUUAUCUCUUGGUGGAAGAAAAGCUAAAAAGAAACCCCCCCCCCCCCCCCCCCCCCCCCCCCACAUUUGCACAUGUUUAAUUAUCUGUAGAGCUUCCUUUGAGGAGGCAUGUCUUAUUACAAUGCCUUUGUUUCCAGUGAUUGGAUUAGGAGGGAAUCAGCCCUUCAAAUCAUGAUUUUUUUUUUUUCCCAGGAUUUAAAAAAAGCCCCAACACUUGCAGGUUUUACUUUGCUUCCUGAAAGAUAACUGUGUUUUAUGCUUCUUUCGUGAAGCCUAGUGGAGUAGGUGAAGCAUCAGGCUCAAACUGACGCAUCGUGCUAUAUAGGUAUAGGCUUGAGAAGUGACAUCGUUGCAGUCGCAGACCACUGUUCUUUUGGAAAAGCUGAAAAUGGGAAAGUACUGCAGUUCAUUUUUAGGGCAUAAUGGAAUGAAUCCUAAUAUCCUGCUACCCUAGAAUUGGGGAAGAAAAGCCACGCGCUUCCCGUGAGAGAGCGAGAAGACCUAGGUCUUAUAUACCUUCUUCUGUAUUUUAAGCCAGAGAAAGCAGCAUCCAAAAAGUCCGUUGUUUACUUCCUGUCUGGAGAACUGAUAAUGGGUGAGAAGCUGUUCUUGGGGGUCAUUAUGAGUUACUGAGUAAAAAAAAAAAAAUAAAUAAAAAUAAGGGUGGACUUUUUUUGAAGCAUGUAGAACACAGUACAAGGGAGUUUUGCAGGUCAAUGUUGAAGGCAGAAUUAAGAGCUCUUAAAAGUUAACUGUAUGUAGCUAAUGACCAGUUAAGACUUAAGGGGUCAACAUCAAAUUAUGAUUCUAUUUUUCAUCCUUUUCAUGGAAGAUUUUCCCCACAGUGAUUUGCAACUACUGCAGAGGGGAGAGGUUUUUCCCUCCUACCAGUUCACAGAUUGGACAGAAAAAACAUCAGGUUAAUAGCAGGCCUUUAUAGGAUUGCACGGAGCUGAGACGCUCAACCGGUGACCUAACUUCUGAGCAUUGUUUCCAGGCCUCUAUCUCAUGAUCCAAUAUUUAAAUGUAGGGGGAUGGCAUUGCAAGGAAACGGCCAGUGUGCUUCAGUGCUGUUUUUCCUCCUACAAGAGCACAAGUCUCAGUAAAGUAGUGCCUGUACUAAGGAGAGGAUGCCUCAGAUAUCUGCACACCUUCCUGGACUCUGAGGGGCGGUAUCAUCUUGGUGGAUCUCUGCUAAAAUAUCUGCAACUUUCAUCAGCUUUUUGUUGUGAUCUAACCUGGUCCAAGCUGUAGGUAACUCCCCUUCGACCCAAACUGCAUUUUUGCAGGCCAUAUGAAUCAAGUGCAUCCUCUGCCCUUUUUUUUCAGGUGGGGAGAAUAAUGCUGUGAUGAUCCUUCUGGAUCCACAAUAUGAGUUUUUAUUUCUCCCAUCCAUGAAAAGCUAUGUAAGGACAUUCAUUUAAUUUUUACCUCCUAUUAGCUUUCUUCCUCGUUAGCAGCUUUAUAUAUUGUGCUGUGACUUUGUGGCCUUUUUUCAAGGUAUCAUCCAUUAUGCAUUUAACUUUUGUGUGUGUGUGUGUGUGUGUGUGUGUGUUUUUAAAAAAGAAACCUUAUUCCAAAGUGCUCAUUCUUAUCACAUCUUAUCUAGCCAAAGCAGUACAUUAUGUUCGAUUAAGGGUGCGAUUUUUGUCGGGUAGGGAGGACAGAAGUGAAAUGUCUGCCAGUCAUCAUGACCUCUUUUUAAUGGGAGUGGGACUGCACGGUUUUUUAAAUGAAAAGUAUUUCUAAAGGUUAUCGAGCCUGUUUUGAACCUUGGCUGCUAAAUAUGUUGUUUCUCAAAAGGUCGAGAGACUGUCUGCCAAAGCUGAAUGUCUGUAGUGCUUUAGUGACUUUGGUGAAAGCCUAGUUUAACAAUUUACGUGUGUAGUGACUUAGCCUCUCUGGAGGCUGCCAUUCAGCUGUCUUCAAAUUAUGAAAUGCUCCUUUCGCAGCAGAGAGAUUGAGCAGCUUCAAUAGCCGUCCUGAGUAGGUGCUGCAGACUAGUCUGUCUAAUUGUGUUCCGCCAGGAGAAAUGGUUCGGGCUUGCCUCUCGUGGUCGGCAUGUCGAGGAGGAGAAGAGAGGAGAGUAUCCUGGGUUUUAAGAGUGGGGCUGAGUGAGGAAGCAGAGACUUCAAGAAAUCUGUAUUUUACAGUUCAUCUCAUAGCCAUAAUUAUGAGGAGCAUCUGUAACGGGGAUGCAUCAUUUGUAAGUGUAGGGGAUGUGGGAAUGUAGUAUAGUAAAGAAAUAAUGUGUAUGAUGGUGAAAUGUAUAUGAUGGUAAGAGACUACCAUGGUUGUUGGUGUCUGUUUUCUCUAUAACCAUAUUUAAUCCACCUUUUUAUUUUAAUUAAACAGGUCUUCACACUUGGGUUUAGGGUUUAAUUUUUGCCUAGGCAGCGUAGGACUUAGUAGUUAUUGGGUCAGCCCUGUGAUAUUUAUUUGGGUUGCCCCGCGAUAGUUUCCUGUGAGGUUUUUGGUUAGUUUAGUUUCAAACGAUGCUGCUCACUUAGCUGACGGUGGUCCCGUUUUGUUUGCAUUUAACAAGUCUGUAGCAACCAGAUCAAAAGCUUGCCAGAAAAAAAAAAUUGUGAAAAUGCUGGAAAUCAUUUUGAUGACCUCUUUUCCUUUGUUUGUAAAGCUGUAAAUACUUUAUUUUUAUUUUCUAUUCUUAAUGCAGUGUCAUAUUGACACUUUUUUUAGACUUACAAUCGGAAAAUCCUCCUCAUUGUUUUUCUCAUAUUUUUAAAAAAAGGGGAUUUCAAGGAAGCAAAAUGUUUUUGCUUGUUAGCAGUAUAAUAAUAAUAGAUCAAAUUCCUGAAAUGGGUUUGUAUAAAAAACAAAAUGUUUUCAGUGAACAAAUCGCCGUUGCUUUUUUGUGGAUGCAUGUUGUUCAAAAAUGUCCAAAGAAUCAUGUGGUACAAAGUUUUUUCCAAGGAUUUCAUAAUUGUCAUGUUAGUUGAGAUUACAGACAAGGAGUCAAAAUAGUUUUAAACCAAGGUUUGGGGGGGUGGGGGAAUAAUGAAAUGCAACUAAGCUAAAUGCAUUAAUCUAUUUAUAAAAACGCAGUAUUCUAUUUUUAAUAGAUUUUUAAAAUGCAAACAAGUCUGUUAGGAAAUCAAAUUCCUCCCUUGUAAAUUAUCCUCUACUUUGAGGAUAUCCAAAUUCUCAACAGUUUCAGUUGACAGUGCAAGAGACACUGCAGCAGGCACGGCUGUGAAGCGCUCUUCCCAUCACUUCCCAACGUCUUGCCAACAUAAUUAUAACUCCCAAACUGUUCCCCAACCGUCCGCCAUGACCCAUCAUCAUUGACACCAGUGCCUUUCACUAAAGGAUGGAUGAGAUAUAGAUUGCCACCUUCCUGCUAACCACAAAUAUUAUUUCAGAUGCAGUGCUUAAAUUCUGACCUACAGCAACUUGCAUUUUUUACUUGGUUUACAGUUAAAGCAACUAUAAAUUGGACUAAGCAUCUUUCUUUCCUUAAACAGGUUUUAAGUUGGAAGUAACUCAGUGGGUAUUAAAGCAGCAGAUCAGACUCUGGCUUUGUUUCCCUGUAGUGAAGGACACUCUUUUAGGAUAAUCCUUCUUGCCAUCAAAAAACCCAACAAAACAAAUUCUGUGGUCAGACCUGAUUUUGGUCGAGUGAAGGCACUGGUGAUGCAUAGGGCGCUUACAGCCGUACCAGGAACACGAGAGUUGCAAUGAUGGAAGCAUUUGCUUGUUUUCCGUAGCUCUGCGCUGUGAAAAGACUCUGUUGAUGGAAGUGUGUUUGUGCCUGGAACACGAUCAUCUUAACGAAAGACUGUGCUUCGUUCCCAAGUGCUACAUUUCUGAGGACCUUAAUGGGGUUUUUUGAGAGGAAAUUCCCACCAAAUUCUCUUUUGUGUCAGAUGAUUCAAAGUAUCUCUAAUAUCCCCUAUGCUCUCUUAUUGUAACCCAACUCUGCUGAGAUGAUAAAUCUGAACUAGGAUCUUAAAUACCAUGGUUCAUGGUAUUGUACUCAGUUUGGCUUUUUCACAGCCUUUUUUGGGGGGAUUUCCAUGUUCUUAUGCCCUGGCACAGAAAUGCAUCACUGGGGCUGCAGAACAUGUUUUUGUUUUUAAGUAGUUUCCUUGGAGAAUAGAAGUCGCAGACAUUUAUGUUGGCCUCGAGUUCUAUGAAAUCUCACUAAUCAAACCUAAAUUUGGGAUCAUCCCAAAUCGGCAAGUAAAUGGUGUGUAGACUUGCAUUAUGCAUGCCGGUUUUAAAGGUGAACUUGAUUACACCUUUACCUGCCAAGCUCUGAAUUCAGCCUUUUGCUGAUCUGAUUCCGGAGAGGCCAAAAAGAUGGCCCUUAGGCCAGAUCUUUGGCAGAAAAGUGAAGGAACAAUUGAUUUUAAACUUUUAGCAUGUCCUUGCAUGCAUUUAUGUAGAGUUUUGGAUACCGAGUCUGUCUCAUUUAAGAAAAACCCAAAAAAAACGCUGUCCAGCUCUUCUGUUGGAGAGGGGGAGAGAAAUGAGGUGGGAGGAAGUAGAGAAAUGCCACAUCAGCUCUUUUUAAAGAGCAUUAUCAAGCCUCUCUCUUAACUCAGAGGCACUCUAUGAAUGAAGCACUUUUGCGAAACAAGAAAAGGUCUUUAAUCUGCUAGGGCUGUCUCUUCAGGAAGCCACGAUCCUAUUACUGGAACAACUGCUUAAGAAAUAAAAAGUGGUACUUUUGAAUCUGAUGGUCCGUGUCAUUCCUCCGGUGGUUGCUGCACAUUCCACUGCGCUGCCAGGCUGCGCUCUGUAUCGUUUGCUGGCUGCCUGAACUGACAGUCCACAUGUAGAGUUCAUGUGAAAUCCUGUUUGAAAGUCUUUAAAAGUUUGGGCACUAAACACGCUUCCUGUGUAACGUGGUUUCACCUAAAAGGAAGAUCCUUAAAAUACUGUCCCUAGGGUUAAAAAACAAAACAAAACCAAAAAAAUCUGUAUAGCUCAAUUCUUGCCAACCCCCCCCCCCACCCCCAAAUAAAAAUAAAAAUUAAGUGACAUUUAAAUAGGAGCUAUUGGCUAACUCCUUCCCAGACCAUGCCAUUUUCUGAGUUACUCUCUUAGGCCAUUGACGAGUUUCUUUUGUACUCAUGAAAACAGACUACUGAUCAGAGUGGAAAUGAAACUGUUUACUGUAUUGUUGUAAAUAUUGUACUUUAUAUUCUGUAUAUUAGCUUCUUUUAAAGGAAAACAAACCGACCUUAAUGCUAUUUGAUAUCUGGUAAGGAAAAGGUCCAAGGAUGAACCAGAGUCUAAGCUUCCUCCAAAAGGGCCGCAGCGUCUUGCCCGGAGUUCAGAUUUUAAGUGGUUUCCCCCCUCUGUUUUGGAAGUCUGUCCUUCAUAGUUUUAAAAACAGGCCAAGCGUUGCGUGCGUUUACUAGCAGUGGUUUUUAGGCUGUCAAAGACCUUUGAAUCCUAAUCCAUUUUGGAUGAGGUACCAAGAAACGCACACAGCGAGAGCCAGAAGCAUUUGAACUCUUGUGAGUACCCAUGGAUUAUCUCUCUUUUUCCUGUUAGUGCCAAAAACUACUCACUUCUGAUUUGAUCUCUAGCUGCCUGUAUACAGCAUUGUUUUUUUUUUUCCCCCCCUCAUUUCCUUCAAGGGCACAAGUCCAGUUGCCCGUUUGCCUCCAUUGUUCUCUGCCGUCCUGUGCUGUGGCACUGCUCCUUGGAGAGGCUUUGUGAUACUGGUUCAUCCUUCACUCUCAGUUUAUAAAUUCUAACUAUGAAUGUUUGAUUUCCAAGUCACGUACCAAACGGGCUUCUUUGUGAAAAGGUGAUGAUGUUCUGAAGCUCGUUGAUGAAAACGGGUUAUGGAAAUUCUCUGGUUACAAGGAAAAAAACCACAAACCCUUACAAUAAAUGCCAAACUUCCUGGUUA
Messenger RNA from Alligator mississippiensis (American alligator), 8284 nucleotides. It is a transcript of the gene IFFO2, whose product is annotated as intermediate filament family orphan 2. The transcript is spliced from 9 exons. Lineage: Eukaryota; Metazoa; Chordata; Crocodylia; Alligatoridae. Bases 76 to 1608 code for a protein of 510 amino acids. The record is from RefSeq and is a predicted model, not a curated record.